AUGUGCGGCAUUCUCCAUCGUGACGGAGCCUUCGCUGAGUAUAUGACUUCAUGGCAUGGCGCCCUUGUUCAUUUGCCUGAUAGUAUGAGUUUUGAACAGGCAGCCCCUCUGAUGUGCGCUAGAGCGACUAUUUGGCACGCUAUCAACCAAGCGAAUGUGGAAGCAGGUCAAACUAUACCUAUUGUUGGAAUAGGAGGUCUUGGGGUUCUUGGUAUCCAAUUCGCAAAAGCUCGAGGUUAUCGAGUUGUAGCUAUUGGCAACCAAAAGAUAGGCCUGAGGCUCGCAACGGAGGUCCCUUCUCAUCUCGAACCGGAUCUUGUCCUCGAGUACGACGAUCCAGAAACGACCCAAAAGGUCUCGGAUUUCACGGAUUUCACGGAUGAGAUCGGUCUCAAAGCUGCAGUUAUAUGUACCAGCGACGACAACGCUAACGACUGGGCUGCUCAGCGAUUACAGCCAACAGGAGAGUACUGGUCGCAGGUGGCUUCCCAGAAAACGGAUUCAGAUUUGAUCCAAUGA
Fusarium poae is the source of this 519-nucleotide messenger RNA. RefSeq lists its product as uncharacterized. The transcript is spliced from 2 exons. Bases 1 to 519 code for a protein of 172 amino acids. NCBI's taxonomy places the organism in Eukaryota, Fungi, Ascomycota, Sordariomycetes, Hypocreales, Nectriaceae. The record is from RefSeq and is a predicted model, not a curated record.